CAUCAGAGCCACCGCAAAAAAGCGUCUCAAGAUCCACAGAGAGAGAGUUCAAGAAAUCGCAGGCAUGGAGAAGGAGGAGGAGGACGUCGACGCCAUGGCCGAGGAGAGCGCCAAGCAGGCCGCGGCGUGCAAGAACCGCGCGAGGCUCCAGCUCCACAAGUCGUUCCUGCACCUGUCCAAAGCCCUCAAGAAGCUCCACGCCCGCCACGGUGGCGGCCACCAGGCCAACGCGAGCGGCGAGGGCGAGCCGCCGACGCCAUCUUCCUCCGCCGCCGCGUCGUUCCUCUCCGGGUGCAUGCACAAUCCCCGGACCCACUCCUUCGCCUCCGGCCGCCGCCACCGCCCCGCGCACGAGGACGACGACCUCGGGGACGCACUCAACGUCAACUUCAGGUCACUCCGGAUCGGUCCGAGUACUGGGGCGGCUGUGGCCGUCGACGGCGGCUCGUCGUCGCCGCGGGAUCGUUACAGCAGCAGCGACGGCGCCAGCGAGGAGUGCGACGACGUGGCGCCGCCGCUGCCACCAACGCCUGCUGCCGCACCGGCCAAUAAGGCAGUGUUCGGCGGCGCCGGCGUCGCGGUGGUGACGUUCUCCGCGGCGCCGUACGAGGACUUCCGGCGGUCCAUGCGGGAGAUGGUGGACGCCGCCUCGGACCGCAGCAGCGCCGCCGCCGCCACCGCCGGGGCGCCGGCGGUGGACUGGGACUUCAUGGAGGAGCUGCUCUUCUGCUACCUCCACCUCAACGACCGCGCGGUGCACAGGGACAUCCUCCGCGCGUUCACCGACACGGUCGCCGCACUCCGGCGGAGGCGCAGGACGGCGAAGAGCAGGCGGACGCGCCGGCGGGGCGCUGCAGCUGACAGCAGCGAGGGCGGUGCCGUGGCGCCGUCGUUCUACGUGAGAGGCAGAGGCAGCGCAUAAACCAGCCGGCGGCACCCGUCGCACCGCGACGGCCGGCCAGGCGGGCGCCGGCGACCUUAUUACGACGAGUUAAUGGUCGCGUGCCGCGCUUUUAUGAGUCAUGUAAUGAAUUUGAUAAAGUAACCUGCAUGUUAAUUACUCUGUCGCUAGUGUAUUUCUUUCUCUCCUUUUCUUUUUGAAAUCACUCUGGGUAGUGUACAUUACCGGACACGUAUAAUCACGCCCGGUAUGCCGUCAAAAAAAAAAAAGGCACGAAGCGACUUCUUGUUGGUCGACGCGCGGCUGCUCCUCGCUUGAGGUCGCAGACGGAUGCUCUUCUUCCCCAGGUUUCGUAUCUUUGUUACUUCGCCAUUGGUGUUGACUUCUA
Molecule: messenger RNA, 1289 nt
Organism: Setaria italica (foxtail millet)
Lineage: Eukaryota; Viridiplantae; Streptophyta; Magnoliopsida; Poales; Poaceae
Product: transcription repressor OFP11
Exons: 1
Coding region: 65-922 (285 amino acids)
Biological process (GO): negative regulation of DNA-templated transcription
Source: RefSeq, a predicted model, not a curated record